Messenger RNA from Tupaia belangeri chinensis (Chinese tree shrew), 4639 nucleotides. It is a transcript of the gene NPC1, whose product is annotated as NPC intracellular cholesterol transporter 1. The record is from RefSeq and is a predicted model, not a curated record. Gene Ontology annotation, biological process: sterol transport; intestinal cholesterol absorption; cholesterol homeostasis. Lineage: Eukaryota; Metazoa; Chordata; Mammalia; Scandentia; Tupaiidae. Gene Ontology annotation, molecular function: lipid carrier activity; cholesterol binding. Gene Ontology annotation, cellular component: plasma membrane.
CCUGCCCGCCCCCCGCGCCUGCUCUGCUCUCGUCCCGCACCGGGUCCUAAAACUGGGCCCAGGGAAGUGAAGCGGUAGCCCGGCCGCUGAGCCUAGCGAGUCGAACCGCAGCCGACACCCGCAACACCGUGCGGCAGCAGCAUGAGCAUGCGCGGCCUAGCCCUCGGCCUCCUGCUGAUGUAUUUUCACAGUCCUGUGUUUGGUAUGGAGAAUGUGGAAUAGCAACUGGAGAUAAGAGGUACAAUUGCAAAUAUUCUGGGCCACCAAAACCAUUGCCAAAGGAUGGCUAUGACUUAGUGCAGGAACUCUGUCCAGGAUUCUUCUUUGACAAUGUCAGCCUCUGUUGUGAUGUUCAGCAGCUUCAGACACUGAAAGACAACCUGCAGCUGCCUCUACAAUUUCUUUCCAGAUGUCCAUCUUGUUUUUAUAACCUAAUGAACCUGUUUUGCGAGCUGACAUGCAGCCCUCGUCAAAGUCAGUUUCUGAAUGUUACAGCAACUGAAGAUUAUGUUGAUCCUGUUACAAACCAGACAAAAACGAAUGUGGAAGAGUUACAGUACUAUGUUGGACAGAGUUUUGCCAAUGCAAUGUACAAUGCCUGCCGUGAUGUGGAAGCCCCUUCAAGUAAUGACAAGGCCCUGGGAUUCCUGUGUGGGAAGGAUGCUGAUGCCUGCAACGCCACCAACUGGAUUGAGUACAUGUUCAGUAAGGACAAUGGACAGGCACCAUUUACCAUCACUCCCAUUUUUUCAGAUCUUCCAGUCCAUGGGAUGGAGCCAAUGAACAAUGCCACCAAAGCCUGCAGCGAGUCUGUGGAUGAAGUCACAGGGCCAUGCAGCUGCCAGGACUGCUCUGUCAUGUGCGGCCCCAAGCCCCAGCCCCCACCCCCUCCUGUUCCCUGGAGGAUCUUCGGUUUAGAUGCCAUGUAUGUCGUCAUGUGGAUCACCUACAUGGCAUUUUUGCUUGUGUUUUUUGGAGCAUUUUUUGCAGUGUGGUGCUACAGAAAACGCUAUUUUGUCUCUGAGUAUACGCCAAUUGAUAGCAAUAUAGCUUAUUCUGUUAAUGCCAGUGACAAAGGGGAGGCAUCCUGCUGCGAUCCACUUGGCGCAGCAUUUGAGGGCUGUUUGAAGCGACUGUUCACACAGUGGGGAUCUUUCUGCGUCCGAAACCCUGGCAGUAUCAUUUUCUUCUCGCUGGUCUUCAUUGCUGCGUGUUCUUCAGGCCUGGUGUUUGUCCGGGUUACAACCAAUCCAGUUGAUCUCUGGUCAGCCCCCAACAGCCAGGCUCGCCUAGAGAAAGAGUACUUUGAUGCACACUUUGGGCCUUUCUUCCGGACGGAGCAGCUCAUCAUUCAGGCUCCCCACACCGACAGACACACUUACAAGCCCUACCCCUCAGGAGCUGAUGUGCCCUUUGGACCUCCACUUGACCUUGAGAUUUUGCACCAGGUUCUUGACUUGCAAACAGCCAUCGAAAACAUUACUGCAUCGUAUAACAAUGAGACUGUGACACUCCAAGACAUCUGCUUGGCCCCUCUCUCACCCUAUAACAAGAACUGUACCAUUAUGAGUGUAUUAAAUUACUUCCAGAACAGCCACUCCAUGUUGGACCACAAGAUAGGGGAUGACUUUUUUGUGUAUGCCGAUUACCACACGCACUUUCUGUACUGUGUACGGGCUCCUGCCUCUCUGAAUGAUACAAGUUUGCUCCAUGAUCCUUGUCUGGGUACGUUUGGUGGGCCAGUGUUCCCAUGGCUUGUGUUAGGAGGCUACGAUGAUCAAAACUAUGGUAAUGCCACUGCCCUUGUGAUUACCUUCCCUGUCAAUAAUUACUACAACGAUACAGAGAAGCUCCAGCGGGCCCAGGCCUGGGAAAAAGAGUUUAUUAAUUUUGUGAAAAACUACAAGAAUCCAAAUCUCACUAUUUCUUUCACUUCUGAACGAAGUAUUGAAGAUGAACUCAAUCGUGAGAGUAACAGUGAUGUCUUCACUGUUGUAAUUAGCUAUGCCAUCAUGUUUCUGUAUAUCUCCCUGGCCUUGGGGCACAUCAAGAGUUGUCACAGGUUUCUGGUGGAUUCUAAAAUCUCCUUGGGCAUUGCAGGAAUCCUGAUUGUGUUGAGCUCAGUGGCCUGCUCACUGGGCAUCUUCAGCUACAUUGGGGUCCCACUGACCCUCAUUGUGAUUGAAGUCAUCCCGUUCCUGGUGCUGGCUGUUGGGGUGGAUAACAUCUUCAUUCUGGUGCAGACCUACCAGAGAGAUGAACGCCUUCAAGGGGAGACCCUGGAUCAACAGCUGGGCAGGGUCCUAGGAGAAGUGGCUCCCAGUAUGUUCCUGUCGUCCUUUUCUGAAACUGUAGCAUUUUUCUUAGGAGCACUGUCCAUGAUGCCAGCUGUUCACACAUUCUCUCUGUUUGCGGGAAUGGCCGUCCUAAUUGACUUUAUUCUUCAAAUGACCUGUUUUGUGAGUCUCUUGGGGUUAGACAUUAAACGUCAAGAGAAUAAUCAGCUGGACAUCCUUUGCUGUGUCAGAGGUGCUGAAGAUGGAACAGGCGUUCAGGCCUCAGAGGGCUACCUGUUUAGCUUCUUCAAAAACUUCUACUCUCCACUUCUCCUAAAGGACUGGAUGCGACCAAUUGUGAUAGCGAUGUUUGUGGGAGUUCUCUCGUUCAGUAUUGCAGUCUUGAACAAAGUAGAAAUUGGAUUGGAUCAGUCUCUUUCAAUGCCAGAUGACUCCUACGUAGUGGAUUAUUUCAAAUCUCUCAGUCAGUACCUGCAUGCAGGUCCACCUGUGUACUUUGUCCUGGAGGAAGGACAUGACUAUACUUCUCUGAGAGGGCAGAACAUGGUGUGCGGCGGGACGGGCUGUGACAACAACUCCCUGGUGCAGCAACUGUUCGACGCGGCCCAGCUGGACAGCUAUACCCGAAUAGGCUUUGCGCCCUCGUCCUGGAUCGAUGAUUACUUUGACUGGGUGAAGCCACAGUCUUCUUGCUGUAGAAUCUAUAAUAUCACUGACCAAUUCUGCAACGCCUCAGUGGUCGACCCUGCCUGUGUCCGCUGCAGGCCUCUGACUCCGGAGGGCAAACAGAGGCCUCAGGGUGGAGACUUCAUGAGGUUCUUGCCCAUGUUUCUUUCUGAUAACCCCAACCCCAAGUGUGGCAAAGGGGGACAUGCUGCUUACAGUUCGGCAGUUAACCUCCUCAACAAUGGCACUGGUGUGGGCGCCACAUACUUCAUGACCUACCACACCGUGCUUCAGAACUCCACUGACUUUAUUGAUGCUAUGAAGAAAGCUCGGCUCAUAGCCAGUAACAUCACCGAGACUAUGGGAAUCAACGGUAGUAAUUACCGGGUCUUCCCAUACAGUGUGUUUUACGUCUUCUAUGAACAGUACCUGACCAUUAUCGAUGACACGAUCUUCAACCUCGGCGUGUCCCUGGGAGCCAUAUUUUUGGUGACCAUGGUCCUCCUGGGCUGUGAGCUGUGGUCUGCGGUCCUCAUGUGUGCCACCAUUGCCAUGAUCGUGGUCAACAUGUUCGGAGUCAUGUGGCUGUGGGGCAUCAGUCUGAAUGCGGUUUCCUUGGUCAACUUGGUGAUGAGCUGUGGCAUUUCCGUGGAGUUCUGCAGCCACAUAACGAGAGCAUUUGCAGUGAGCACGAAGGGAAGCCGCGUGGCCCGCGCAGAGGAGGCGCUUGCCCACAUGGGCAGCUCUGUGUUCAGUGGAAUCACACUUACAAAAUUUGGAGGAAUUGUGGUAUUGGCCUUUGCAAAAUCUCAGAUUUUCCAGAUAUUUUACUUCAGGAUGUAUUUAGCUAUGGUGUUACUGGGAGCCACUCAUGGAUUAAUAUUUCUCCCUGUCUUACUCAGUUACAUAGGACCAUCAAUAAAUAAAGCCAAAAGUCGCACCACUCAAGAUCGAUACAAAGGUACAGAGCGAGAACGACUCCUAAAUUUCUAGCCCUCUUCCUGAGUUUGGUGACUCUGAACUACGUCUGAGGGUUGAUGUGACCACUGGACAGCAGCUGCAUCACCAAGGCUAUUUAACAUCAGCAGCUUUGGACAUAGCGCUUUUAAACUCAGGAAUGUAUGUCUGACUUGUGAAGCAGUAUUACUAAAUUGGACAGCAACCACAGGACGCUAAAGCCUCUCCCAGCUUCUUAGGAAAGAAACCUCAUUCUUCAGCAAGUGGGAGGUGACACCAGAAUGGCUGUGAACAUGAUCUGCUCAGUGACACUUUUUAAUGGCCAGUCAAUGCACUGUCUCCUGUUUUUAGGAGUAAGCCAUCACACAAGUUCUAUACCAUAUUUUUAGUAACAUUUAAGGAUAUUGUAGAUACACUUUAUUAAAACAUUUUGUAGUUUAAAGAGCUUUAUUAAUGCAAUAAAUUAACUUUGUACACAUUUUUUAUAUAUAAAAAAAAAAAACUAGCAAGUAAUUUCAGAACGUGGUAGGCCUCAUUAGAGCUUGGUCUCCAAAAACCUGUUUGAAAAAGGCAACAUGUUCUUCACAGUGUUCACCUGUAAAGGAAAAUACAGAUUUCAACAACAUUAGGUGUGGCAAGGAGAGAGGAAAACGAGAAUGUAGGUCAUAGGUGUGUCUACUGAGUUUUAACUUAAUAAAAGUCAUUGUUUUCUUAAACUU